AGCGCCCGUACUUCGCCAGCCUUCCAUUCAAUCUUCGCAGCGAGCCUGAGGGAAAGAGUGAAUUGGUCCUAAGUGAGGAGACGCGGACCGCACAGGUUUCGUCUCGGAAGAGCCGUCCGGACAGUGAAUCGCCUCCAUGGCUGAUCUAGAGCAGAUGAUCCCCUUGGUGUGGGGCAAGAAGACCUCCCAGGGCCUGGCAGAUACCAUCUUUUGCCGCUGGACACAAGGAUUUGUGUUCAGUGACUCCGAAUCUACUGCAUUAGAACAAUUUGAAGGAGGCCCUUGUGCUGUAAUUGCACCAGUUCAGGCACUCCUUCUGAAGAAGCUAUUUACUUGUGAGAAAUCUACCUGGAGAGAGUGUCAAGAAGAAGAGCAGAAAAAUAUCCUUUGUCAUGCAUUAUGUGAAAUUUUGGAAAUGACUUGCUCUGAUCAAUCAGAAUCCUACUCUUUGGCAACAUGGCAAAGAGGAAACCCUGUGGAAGAUACUUCUAAUAUUUCUGAAAGUUCAGCAGAGUCAAGCAAUCAAGAGGAGCAGUCAUCUGCCUUGGCUGUGGAAGAAUUUGGCUUUGAACGAUUUCAUGCAUUAAUUUACAAGCGUUCAUAUGCCAACUUUUCUGAUUUCAAGGAUGCAGUCUGGAAUCACCAUACAAUGUGGACAAAUAAAUUUGGAGUGCUCCUUUUUCUAUAUUCUGUGAUACUUACUAAGGGCAUUGAAAAUAUAAAAAAUGAAAUUGAAGAUUCAUCCGAACCAUUGAUAGAUCCUGUUUAUGGUCAUGGAAGCCAAAGUUUAAUUAAUCUUCUGCUGACGGGAUUUGCAGUAUCUAAUGUCUGGGAUGGAGAUAGGGAAUGCUCAGGAAUGAAAUUACUUGGAAUUAAUAAACAAGGAGCUGUUGGUUUUUUGACUCUUAUGGAAUCCCUGAGAUAUUGUAAGGUUGGAUCCUACUUGAAGUCUCCAAAAUUCCCUAUUUGGAUACUUGGCAGUGAAACUCAUCUUACAGUCUUUUUUGCCAAGGAUGUGGGUCUUGUUGCUCCUGAAGCGCCUUCAGAGCAGGCCAGGCGCGUGUUUCAAACAUAUGACCCUGAGGAUAAUGGCUUUAUACCAGAUCCUCUUCUAGAAGAUGUAAUGAAGGCCCUGGAUCUUGUAUCAGAUCCUGAUUAUGUAAAUCUCAUGAAAACAAAAUUAGAUCCAGAAGGACUAGGAAUCAUCUUACUAGGUCCCUUUCUUCAAGAAUUUUUUCCUGAACAGGAUCCAAAGGUUCAAGAAUCAUUUGCUGUGUAUCACUACAAUGGAUUGAAGCAGUCUAACUGUAAUGAAAAGGUCAUGUAUGUUGAAGGCACAGCAGUAAUUAUGGGCUUUGAAGACCCAAUGCUCCAAACUGAUGAUACACCAAUCAAGCGCUGUUUGCAGACCAAAUGGCCCUAUAUAGAACUGCUUUGGACCUCAGAUCGAUCCCCUUCAUUAAACUGAUGUUAAGAAGAGACUUUGUAUUCAUCCAAUAUUUUGAAUGAAUGUGAGAUAUGCAGUUGACUGUAUCUAAAACAAACUUACUUUACUUUGCGACUAUACACUGAUAUCACUGAGAAAUUGUAAAUGAACACUUUUUCAAUGUUAGUAUUUUUUUUAAAGAAAAAAGACUUGAUUUGUAUUAAAACUAAUUCCUAUUUGGCCAUAAUAGAAUAGGUAAAAUGUGAGUUUGCAUCCAUAAGCCUGCUCAUUCAGCCAGAAAGGAGAAGGAAGUGAGCUGCUAUUUGGCAGUAUCAGCACAGUGGAUUAAGUUUGUCUUAAAUAUCAUAGUAUUCAUUUGUUUCAUGCUUGUUCAGUCAUAUAGUUUCUUUGAAUUAUACUGCCUUAGGGUACAACCUGUUUUGGGAGACCCAAUGUCCAAGCCUCACUGAAAUAUAAAGAACUAUAAAAAUAUCAGGUAGUACUAUUAUAUUGUUCUUAUUUCAGAAGGCUUUCUGCCAGGAAACUCAUCUAAUGGGUUGUGGCCUGUACUAGAAUAUCAUAGUUUGGGGAAUAGAUUGAUAUUUGCACUAACUAUGCUUAGAUGAUGACAUCUCUGCUGCUUUUCUCUGAAAAUCUGACUCUUUAUCUAUGUAGCUUUUUUUGAAAAUGAAGCAAAAAUGAUAAUAGUAUGGCUGGUGAAUAAAUGAUAAAUACUAUUUAUUGGAUGUUAUACAAUUCUUAAAGCUUACCUAUUAGUCAAAGGAGGGUUUAAAUAAAAUAGCAUAUUAAUAUCCUGAGUUGUAUAAAGGAUAUAUAAAAGCCUAACUGCAAAAAAGCGCUGUGAUUUUUGUUCAUAUUAUUAUUGCCAAAUACCUCUUCUCAAUAUGUAUUAAUAAACAUACCUAUACACUACUAUACAUGUUAACAUGCAUGAGUAAUCUGUUAUUUAUGUAGUAUAGUGUGUUUAUUAGAUAGCAAAG
Molecule: messenger RNA, 2427 nt
Organism: Thamnophis sirtalis
Lineage: Eukaryota; Metazoa; Chordata; Lepidosauria; Squamata; Natricidae
Gene: MINDY3
Product: MINDY lysine 48 deubiquitinase 3
Biological process (GO): protein K48-linked deubiquitination
Molecular function (GO): K48-linked deubiquitinase activity; cysteine-type deubiquitinase activity
Source: RefSeq, a predicted model, not a curated record